Eleginops maclovinus (Patagonian blennie) is the source of this 1970-nucleotide messenger RNA. Its product is annotated as insulinoma-associated protein 2. NCBI's taxonomy places the organism in Eukaryota, Metazoa, Chordata, Actinopteri, Perciformes, Eleginopidae. Gene Ontology annotation, cellular component: transcription repressor complex; nucleus. The record is from RefSeq and is a predicted model, not a curated record. Gene Ontology annotation, biological process: regulation of cell cycle process; negative regulation of transcription by RNA polymerase II; neuron differentiation. Gene Ontology annotation, molecular function: DNA-binding transcription repressor activity, RNA polymerase II-specific; RNA polymerase II cis-regulatory region sequence-specific DNA binding.
AUGCCUCGAGGAUUCUUGGUGAAGAGAACCCGGCGAUGUUCGGGGUCAUACCGGUCACGAAAUACCAGCAAUAACCAACCUGAAACAUACUACGUUGACAGGAACAACGGUGAUAACUCUGAAGUGAGCCAACCAGAGGCAGAGAAGCAGACCAAGGUAUUGAAGGGUGUCCUGUGAAGGACAGACGUACUGCUCCCGGUAUCCCGCGAGGACUCCGCCGGUGUAGGAGAGGUGUGGACCCCGCAGGUGGAGUCUGCUCUGGAGGCAGAAGCUGAUCGCAGCGCGCAGCUACCGGAGACCGAGGAGCAGGUGAGCGAAGUGGACGUUCUGACUCCUGAAAGUGAUUUCUCCUGCUUCUUCCCACAUCCUCCAAUACCCCCAGGAGAAUUGACAAUAACGUCUUGCAGCCCCGUGACACCGGUGGGAACGAGGCUGCUGCAACACGAGCAAGGAGAGAAGCAGCCGUUGUUCCCCGGUAAAUGCCUCACAUCAACCCCGGUGUCAGAGUUACCGAAGCUGCCGUUCCUGGUGAGCUCGACUCCGACCUCCGCUUCUAUUGAGAGACUCCUGGCGAGCAGCAGCCGCCACGCACCGUCGUACGGUCACCAUGACAAAUAUGACCCGAGUAUGGGGCACCUGUUCCCGCCACUGACACUGAUGAACCAGCACCAAGCAGCAAGGAAACGCGCUUUCCUCGAACAGGACCAACGUUUGAACAACAACAGACACAACAAACAGUCAAACCCGCCAAAGAAACCCAAAGUCAAUCGGAAACUUAACUUCGAGGAUGAAGUCACUACCUCGCCGGUUUUGGGUCUGCGGAUCAAAAAGGAGAGCCCAGAGCUGAGGAGACAGAGGGAGAAGGCUGCUCUCAGUGGGAACCAGCCGCUGGGAGAGUUCAUCUGCCAGCUCUGUAAAGAACAGUACCCCGACCCUUUCUCCCUCGCACAGCACAAGUGCUCACGCAUAGUGCGCGUGGAGUACCGGUGUCCCGAGUGCGACAAAGUCUUCAGCUGCCCCGCAAACCUGGCGUCCCACCGCCGCUGGCACAAACCUCGUCCGGUAAACAACCAGGGAGGAGAGACUUCCACAAACAAGGGUCAGCCGUUAAAGGAGGCACGAGGGCUCAUUACGCACGAGAGGCAGCCGGUUGACAUGGAGGGCAAAGAGAACGAACUGCUGCGCAUUAACACCAACCAGCACCACGGAGCAUCGGACAGCUCCCGCAUGAGGCGCGAACCCUCCCUGCUGAUGCUCCACGGUCGGUCCCGGGACUGCCCUGAUACAGACAGUCUCGCUCCUCCUCACUAUGACUCAUCUCUCCAUUACCGGAACCCGGUUGAAAGUUGUUUGGAAGUGAGAGCGGCAGACAGCCCACCCUCGAGCCUCUUUCUACUGAACAGUAAGCCGGAAGAGAGCGUGGACCUGUCGCAACAGCAGCGGCCUUCCUUCCCGCUUCCCGCUUUGCCGUUCAUGCAGUCCCUAACUGAAGAGGAAGUGUAUGAGUGCAGGUAUUGCGGGAAGAAAUUUCGCCGACAAGCUUACCUGAAGAAACACCUGGCCGCGCACGAGAUAACAGAACGAGCGUCAACCCCCCCAUCACCUUAUAACCAGACACGCGAGACCAGCGGCCAGGUGUUCCUGUGUCACCUGUGCGGCGCGCGCUUCCCGUCGGUUGAAAUCAGGGACAAGCACCGUAUGUGGCACGCGAUGAGGGAUGAGUUACUGGCGGGAACUUUGGGAGGAGGACUCAGACAGGAAGUAUUCCACGGGCAAGGAGACGAAAGCGGCCCCGGAGAACGCGAGCAGCAGCAGAUCUUCACGUGCAAGCAAUGUCCGUCAACUUUCUUCAGCUCCCCGGGUCUCGCGAGACACAUCAACAAGUCUCACCCGACCGAGAACCGGCAGGUGAUGUUGCUGCAGAUGACCGUGCGACCGUAAAACGCUGUAAAGACACUUAAACAAGAAAA